CGUCGCAGUCGCUCGGGAGCACGGGACCCUCCCUGGCUCUCCCGCUGGCUCCGACCACACCUAUGUUCACUACAACUUAAAUUAAAACUCGGUGAAGAACCCUUAAGUAAAUAAUCGUCACACCACCGACAGCCUUUGCUACCGAAUCGAGCGCCAGUCGAUAAGAUAUAGUCCACGAACAAACAUCCUUUCGUUAUGAAAAUGUGAAUGUGAGUGAUUCCGAGAUGGCGAAGUCUGUUGAAGUGAAUAAAAACAGUGAAGACGAUUCCACAAUGGACGGGGAUAGUGACGAGGAGUUGGGAUGCGUGGGGAGGCUGAUGGUGACGCUGCGCAUCAACCCCAAUCUGAUCAUGUUGAAAGUGACUUUGUUUGUCAUGUACGGAGCCACAGCAUCUCUCUUGCCGUAUCUGACAAUACACAUGCAGAGUAUAGGAUUGACUGUGCCAGAAAUAUCUUUUGUGUAUUUAGCGUUGCCAUUUACCACUUUUCUUAGUCCACCUAUAACAGGUUUCCUGGUGGAUCGCUUUGGGGAGUACAAGCCUGUCGUGAUCACCGCUUUGAUUCUGAAUGCUGCAUUCCACCACUCGUUACUGCUCAUACCCCACCAAGAGACGCCAGGGAUGAUGCCAUCAGCUUACGUCAUGCGGCACCCGAUCACAAAUAGCGUAGAGAUUUGGUGGAGCCCCUGUCCUAGCAGGGAAUGUCCUGGAGAGGAUGAGACUGUGGACUUUGUUCUCGACCGUUGCGUGGACCAUUGCCUGCUGACCAAACCCACUGAGACUCCUCCAAGUGACCCUGCUGAUGACAAAGACGACUUGGACUUCCACAUUAGCCAUAAGGUCCAGUUACCGAAUUUGAAGUCUAAUUCCAGUUUUUUAAACGGUACUGAUGACGAAGAUUAUAAUGACGCAUCUUACUUUUUAAUUGAAGUACACGAUGAUUUGGAAGAACCAAAAGAACAACUUGGCAUUGAAAUGGAAAGGGAUGAAGAUGAUCAAAUAACAGAUUUUAGAUCAAGAUUUGGAGAAAAACUAUUAAUAGCACAAGGAAUUAAUAUAACAGCACUCGAUAAAGAGGACCUUCGAUGCGGUGGUCUUGUUAUGUUACAUAAUAUGACUAAGCUCUCCAAGCAACGUCUCGAGAUUUUAUCUGCAGAUUGUAUGGUACAAAAAUGUGACUUCAGGAGAGGCGGCCCCGAUACGUGCCCGCCGGAUUAUAAGGAGAGCGACGAUAAAACGUUCUAUAUCUAUUUCUUCUUGAGAUUUAUGGGGACUAUUAUGUUAUCUGCCGGUGUCACAAUCAUGGACCCUAUAGCUUUAACGAUGAUUCAAAAGUACGGUGGAGACUUUGGCAGAGAAAGGCUAUUUUCUAGUAUUGGGAUGGCUAUAUUCUCCCCCAUAACAGGCAUGUUGAUAGAUAUGAGAAGUAAACAAGUUGGAUACACUGACUAUUCAGCUGCGUUUUAUACUUACGAUGUGCUGCUGUUGAUAUCAGCUGUAACCGUCGCCGUCAUGCCUCUCGGAGCCAAACUACCUGCCGAUAAUUUACUCCGAGAUUUAGUAAACAUUAUCAAAAUGCCGCAUAUCAUUGUUUUCAUAUUUUUCCUGUUUGCUCUGGGAAACUUUUGGGGAUUUAUCGAAUCUUAUCUGUUUAUUUACUUGAAGGAAUUGGGAGCACCGAAUUUUUUAUUAGGAAUAACCGUGACCGUGGGCACGCUGAGCAGCAUCCCGUUCCUCUACGGCGCGGAUGCCAUCACCGCGCGCAUCGGCCACGUGAAUGUCAUCAUAGUCGCGUUCUUCUCCCACGCCGCGAGACUAGUCGGCUACUCGUUCAUCGAGAAUUCCUGGUGGUGUUUCCCCUUCGAAGCUAUGGAGUCUCUAUCAGUGCAUCUUAUGUGGGUGGCUGCAGCUACGUACUGCGCUAUGCUGGCUCCUAAGAGCUUGCUGGCCACGUUGAUUGGAGUUCUUGGGAUGGCGCAUUUCAGUCUUGGUCGAGGCAGCGGUAGUUUCGGAGGUGGUCUUCUAAUAGCAACCCUUGGCACAAGAGAAGCGUUCCGUUACAUGGGUCUCAUCGCCUUCCUCGGUGGAGUUCUGUACGGCUUGCUGCAUUAUUUCUGGCUCAAGAACAUCAACAUGACAGGCAUGCAGAACGCUUGUGAACCAGAGACUGGAGAGACUAUAGAAAGUGGAGAAGGUGACAAGCUGAACGCCGAACCGUUAACCAAAGACGCAGAAACCAUGAUAUCACUGGAGCGGCUGCACAUGAUCACACGAUUCAAUCCACUUGGCUCUCUACAUUCCUUACCUAGAGGCUCACGUUCAAGGUUCUCCCAAGGCGAUAUAAACGAGCACUGCCGCAGCCGCAGCGGCAGCAACAGCCAGCGCCGCGGCAGUAAUUACGAAGGUUCGGCCUCGAAGGUCGACAUGCUCCGUUCCGCCAUCGAGAUUAGCCACCAUCACGGAAGAGGUCAUAUAUCUAACAACAGCCUUUGCAGUAAUAGGACUUCCAAUCACUAUAAGCAAGCCCAGAGCGCGCCAAAGCUAGUUCUAGUAGGACUGGGACAAAGGAACAACAUCUCCCAGCCAGCUCUCUCCGAAUACGACCCGAGGCGUCGCGAUUCUAUCCCCGAAGAGGCUGAGGAGGACCGACUGGCAGUACCAGCUAAACCUCCCACAAAGACUAAGAGCGACAACCUCCCACCACCCCCAAGUUAUGACGAAGCUACAGGAGAACACAGAAAAAGUUGGCAUUCCGACGACAGUACCCCAACUUAACCUUCCAAUACUCCACCAAACUUUGUCAACAUCGUUAAAGUUUUUGACUUUAUUAAGAAAGGAAAAGCUGAUGACUUUUCUAAGGUUGUAGAAGAUUACGGCCAUUUUAAGAUAGUCAAUAUUUUUGGGAUUUCAAGACUCGUGGUAAAGAAUGUAGAAGCAACGAGUGUAGCUAAGAGUUCUAAUGCAAAGUUUAGCGUGCAGUCAGAAUUGCCUGUCUUAGUUAGUAAUGUUUUAGAGUAGAUAGUUGUAGAAGUAAUUUGUGUAAAAAAUUCUGAUCAAGUGCAUGAAAGACGUAUGCUUGAUAUUACAUAUUUUUUCCUUGUAUAGAGUUUUUAACAUAAGACAUUGAGCGUUACAUCUAAUAUCGUCUUCAUCAUCGCAUAAUUUUAAUCGCAUUAUUUUAUUAUUAAUAAAAGUAAGCAACUUUUGUAAAGGCUUUAAUUUAUUUAAGUUGUAGAUAAUGGAUAUUAUACAUUUCUGUUGUGAAACA
This is a messenger RNA of Helicoverpa zea (corn earworm), 3267 nucleotides long. RefSeq lists its product as uncharacterized. Gene Ontology annotation, cellular component: membrane. NCBI's taxonomy places the organism in Eukaryota, Metazoa, Arthropoda, Insecta, Lepidoptera, Noctuidae. The record is from RefSeq and is a predicted model, not a curated record. Bases 225 to 2774 code for a protein of 849 amino acids. The transcript is spliced from 13 exons.